AUGACCACACCCGUACUCCGAACAUCUCGCCGUCCACCUGUCAAGGUUGCCUGUCUGCCCUGUCGCGCAUCACGGAUCCGAUGCGACGGCCAAGAAAAAUGUGCGAAUUGCAUCUCCCGGGAGAGAACAUGCUGCUAUGUUCCCAGCAAGCGAGGGGGAGCGAGAAUUCCUCGCAACAAGUGCAAGAGCAAGAGUAGACCAUCAUCCUCUCCGACCGUACAGACUGUAGAUGAGAAGGACGAAAGCCGGCAGGUGUCAACACCUAGUGCAGAGGGCUCAUGGAAUUCGAACAAUGAGGAUGACCUUCUCGAUCACUUUAGGAGCCUGGGGAGACCGGGUGCUGGUCUACGCAGCGUCGAAAGCUCGGUGGCCGAGAUGGAACACAUCUUUGACAGUAUCUUCGGGGUUGAGAAUGGGGAGCCUCUUCUAUCUGAAAGCGACGAGUCCAUUCCGGACCUAUUGCAGAUAUAUGACAGCGAUGAGGACAUACUCGAUGCCUACUACGUCUUCAUCCAUCUCUACUAUCCUAUCCUACCUCCUCCAGAACGACUCCCGGCCUACAAUCGUCCCCUGAAUGAAAAUUCGACAUUCCGACCGUCCAGUCCGCUGAGCUUGGCUAUAUCGGCCAUCCUCGUUCUCAUCCCGCACCCCGGGAUCAAGCAACCGUCGACACCGGAGUAUACGCGGCUUCGACGAAAUGUGGCCCACAGUUUCGCGCAGUCGGCUCUCGAAGCAGUAGAGGCGGAUCUGGAGUUACUGGACUCCUCAUCUGACCCGUCCAGAGCACUAAGCGACGGAGCCCCGAUGAUCGCCCGGCAGCCAUUUCAUCCGAAAGUGCCCUUGCCACUCGAGGCCGUUCUGGCGCUUGUACUUUUGAGCGUUUAUGAAUAUGCUCAACGGGGGAAUAUCAGGAAGAUGUGCAAUCGAGCGGGACAGGCCUUGACAGCUGCGAUGAGCAUGUCGUUGCAUGAGAUGGUCGAGGACGACGAGUACGCCGAGGCGCGUCGGAGAGCUUGGUGGAUUACUUAUUUGACUGUCUGUCAAGGCUCGAUAGCCAGCGGGAUGCCGGCCGCAUUCAACGUGUACGACCCACGCUUUGUGACGCCGUAUCCUGAGGGAUGGAAACUCCUCAUUGAGGCGCAGCAAACCAUCCUCGAGGCUACCACGUUUGUCCACGAUCUCGACCAGACCGUCAAAUCUCGGUUCAAGGCGUCCUGGAUCUCGAGUCGAAUGACGGAACUAGAUCAUCAAAUCACGGCCCUUCUUCUUCUUUGCAGGCGGGCGUCCUUAUCCACGACUGUCUCUCCCUUGGACUCCCCGGAAAAGAUCGCCUCACGGACCAUCAACCAGAUUGCGGAGAUCAAGCUACACAGCGCUCGCAUUAAAGUCCACCGGUUCUGCGCCUUCUCGGACGUCCCCAUCUUCCGCAAGCGCCACUGUGAUCUCCAACCCGAAUGCUGUGGCGUCGAGCCAGCGGAAUCAGCCAUCCCCUCGCCCCCGGAAGAAAUCCCCCUUCCGUCAAUCAUGAAAACUGACCUCCCCGAUCUCACGUUUCCUUUCUCCUCGCAUGCAUCAUCCAAGAUAUGUCUCCAGUCUGCCCUGAAUAUCGUCACCCUGGUCGAUAACCUCCCCUACCCGAAUCCAGACCAUAUCAUCCCCCUGACCCUACCUCCGUAUCUGUCAAAUGCCUCUCGUGUAGAAAUUCCACGAGUGAUGCCCAUUUUCGCCUGCUGCGUAAUGCAGGCGAGCUAUGCGAUGCUGAUGCUGUAUCUCAAGGCGCGGGCAAAACAUGCCAAUAGUCCUGAGGACUCGUUGUCCGCCAAGGGCCCGUCGCUCACGGGGUUUUUGAAUGAGUUGCAGCAGAAUCUCCGGCUUGUGUCGAAGAUCCUGGCAAAUUAUGCGAUUGCUGCAGAGGCACUGCAGGGGAUGAAGGAGGAGGUAUCGCAUUGGGCUUUCUUGGAGGGUUGA
Molecule: messenger RNA, 1968 nt
Organism: Aspergillus pseudoviridinutans
Lineage: Eukaryota; Fungi; Ascomycota; Eurotiomycetes; Eurotiales; Aspergillaceae
Product: putative C6 finger domain protein
Exons: 9
Coding region: 1-1968 (655 amino acids)
Biological process (GO): regulation of DNA-templated transcription
Molecular function (GO): zinc ion binding; DNA-binding transcription factor activity, RNA polymerase II-specific
Source: RefSeq, a predicted model, not a curated record